AUGGCCUCUAUCAAGUCUAUCAAGCGACCUGCCCACAAUGUUGACGAGUGGAUUCAGCUGGCCGACUCUAACAAGUUGCGCAAUGAGCGCAUUGUAGAGACGUCAAAUAUUCUCCUCAAAAACCUCGAUGACUUGGAGAUGAAAGGCGAAUGUCGCUAUCUCACAGAGAGAAUGGAACAGGUCAAGGUCCUAAAGGCAGAGCAGGAUAUGAGUCAAAACAACCCUGCAACAACACCUGAAGAAGGGACAGCCUUGCAGGACAAGAUCAACAAGCUGAGGUUUGAGGGCAACGCCGUGUCGCUGUGGCUCGAGAUGUCCGAUGGUGAACGCAUGACGGUCUGCCGGGUAUUUGAUAGACAGAAUUGCUUCAAUGGUCACCAAAUGAGCAAACAAUUGCUCCAGCGGCUUUGGAAGCUGGAGAAGGUGGAGAUGAGGCCUAAUGAAGAGAUCUUGCGAAAGCUCCGGGAGUUCUUCAUGGACUAG
This is a messenger RNA of Fusarium vanettenii 77-13-4, 483 nucleotides long. RefSeq lists its product as uncharacterized. The record is from RefSeq and is a predicted model, not a curated record. The coding region runs from base 1 to 483 and encodes 160 amino acids. NCBI's taxonomy places the organism in Eukaryota, Fungi, Ascomycota, Sordariomycetes, Hypocreales, Nectriaceae. The transcript has a single exon.